CCUCCGUCUCCCGCGUGCUCGCUCUUUCGCUCACUGGCUCCCGCCCUCCCCGCCUUGAGCGAUCUCCUGCCUCAGCCUUGCAGGCUCCGCACUGCAGAUGCCGGCGGCUUCCCUGUGCUCGGCGGCUCCCGCGGUGCCCCGCAAGUCCCCGUGACCCUCCAGCAUCGGCUGUGCGCUCCCUGCUCCCAAGGGCCGGUCAGCCGCGGACACUCACCCAGCUCCGCGAGCGCAGCCGCUCAGCCGGUGAGGCAGCAGGGACCGAGACGGACGGUGGCCGCGCCAGAGCCUGGGGCGCUCCCGGAUGCGGCAGGACAAGCUGACCGGGUCUCUGAGGCGCGGGGGGAGAUGCCUGAAGCGGCAGGGCGGCGGCGUGGGCACCAUACUGAGCAAUGUGCUCAAGAAGCGCAGCUGCAUUUCCCGAACCGCGCCCCGGCUGCUCUGCACCCUGGAGCCGGGAGUUGAUACCAAGUUGAAAUUCACUCUUGAGCCAUCUUUAGGUCAAAAUGGUUUUCAGCAGUGGUACGAUGCUCUCAAGGCAGUUGCCAGGCUAUCCACAGGAAUACCAAAGGAAUGGAGGAGAAAGGUUUGGUUGACCUUGGCAGAUCAUUAUUUGCACAGUAUAGCCAUUGACUGGGACAAAACCAUGCGCUUCACUUUCAAUGAAAGGAGUAAUCCUGAUGAUGACUCCAUGGGAAUUCAGAUAGUCAAGGACCUUCACCGCACAGGGUGUAGUUCUUACUGUGGCCAGGAGGCUGAGCAGGACAGGGUUGUGUUGAAGCGGGUGCUACUGGCCUAUGCCCGAUGGAACAAAACUGUUGGGUACUGCCAAGGCUUUAACAUCCUGGCUGCACUAAUUCUGGAAGUGAUGGAAGGCAAUGAAGGGGACGCCCUGAAAAUUAUGAUUUACCUUAUUGAUAAGGUACUUCCCGAAAGCUAUUUUGUCAAUAAUCUCCGGGCAUUGUCUGUGGAUAUGGCUGUCUUCAGAGACCUUUUAAGAAUGAAGCUGCCGGAAUUAUCUCAGCACCUGGAUACUCUUCAGCGAACUGCAAACAAAGAAAGUGGAGGUGGAUAUGAGCCCCCACUUACAAAUGUCUUCACGAUGCAGUGGUUUCUGACUCUCUUUGCCACGUGCCUCCCUAAUCAGACCGUUUUAAAGAUCUGGGAUUCAGUCUUCUUUGAAGGUUCAGAAAUCAUCCUAAGGGUGUCGCUGGCCAUCUGGGCAAAAUUAGGAGAGCAGAUAGAAUGUUGUGAAACAGCAGAUGAAUUCUACAGCACCAUGGGGCGCCUUACCCAGGAGAUGCUAGAGAAUGAUCUUCUGCAAAGCCAUGAACUCAUGCAGACUGUUUAUUCCAUGGCUCCGUUCCCUUUCCCACAAUUGGCAGAGUUGAGGGAAAAAUACACCUACAACAUUACACCGUUUCCAGCCACAGUUAAACCCACCUCAGUUUCUGGACGACAUAGUAAGGCCAGAGACAGUGAUGAAGAGAAUGACCCAGACGAUGAGGAUGCUGUCGUUAAUGCAGUGGGGUGUCUUGGACCUUUUAGUGGGUUCCUGGCUCCUGAACUGCAGAAGUACCAAAAACAAAUUAAAGAGCCAAAUGAGGAGCAGAGUCUGAGAUCUAAUAACAUUGCAGAGCUGAGUCCAGGAGCAAUCAAUUCCUGUCGAAGUGAAUACCACGCAGCUUUUAACAGUAUGAUGAUGGAACGCAUGACCACAGAUAUCAAUGCACUGAAGCGGCAGUACUCUCGAAUUAAAAAGAAGCAACAGCAGCAGGUGCAUCAGGUGUACAUCAGGGCAGACAAAGGGCCAGUGACCAGCAUUCUCCCGUCUCAGGUAAACAGUUCUCCAGUUAUAAACCACCUUCUUUUAGGAAAGAAGAUGAAAAUGACUAACAGAGCUGCCAAGAAUGCUGUCAUCCACAUUCCUGGUCACACAGGAGGGAAAAUGUCUCCUGUCCCCUACGAAGACCUUAAGACAAAGCUCAACUCCCCGUGGCGAACUCACAUCCGAGUCCACAAAAAGAACAUGCCAAGGACCAAGAGUCAUCCGGGCUGUGGGGACACCAUAGGGCUGAUAGACGAGCAGAACGAGGCCAGCAAGACCAACGGGCUGGGGGCGGCAGAGGCGUUCCCCUCUAGUUGUACAGCGACAGUUGGAAGAGAAGGCAGCAGCCCCGAAGGCAGUACUGGGAGGACGAUCGAGGGGCAGUCUCCAGAGCCGGUGUUUGGAGAUGCUGAUGUGGAUGUGUCUGCGGUUCAGGUGAAGUUGGGGGCCCUGGAACUGAACCAGAGGGAUGCUGCAGCUGAAACUGAGCCCGAGGUGCACCCACCCUGCCAGCGGCACUGCCCAGAGCCGCCGAGUGCACCUGAAGAAAACAAAGCCACCAGCAAACCUCCCCAAGGCAGCAACUCAAAAACCCCCAUCUUCAGCCCUUUCCCCAGCGUCAAGCCCCUGCGGAAAUCUGCUACUGCCAGGAACUUGGGAUUAUAUGGCCCUACAGAAAGAACGCCGACUGUGCACUUUCCUCAAAUGAGCAGGAGCUUCAGCAAACCCGGUGUUGGAAACAGUGGCACUAAGAAACGAUGAUGUCUCCCCGAAACUUUGUAUCUGGACUCACCUUUUCACAGUAGUGUAAGGGUUGCAGCUGAAUGGCUCUAAAAGAGUUUUAUUUGUCCAGUGAAAAUGAGUAGGUUCAGGGAUGAGCAACAGCCCAUAAAAAAUGGGAACUGGAAGUUUUAUAAUAGGAGUUAGAAACAGGGCUGUUUUCCCAUCUACUUGCUAACUGAUGAAGUGGAUUCUUGUGGCAAAAUAAAUAUUGUGGUUUUAUAGUGUGAAUUUUUCCCAAUUUUUCAUUGUGAGCUAUUUAAAAAAGACUAUAUAUCUAGACUGUUAACUCUUAUCCAUCCUUCUGUUCUGGGGGCCUUCAGAGUCCCUGUGACAGUGCCCCCAAACCUUCUAGUUCUCUGGGUAUUACUAAUAUUCAAGCAUGCACAUACCAGCUUGCUAGGACAGAAACUGUAAAAAGAAAGUAAGUUUCUUCGUUACAAAAAACUUCCUGAUCUUCCUUUUCAUGGUUUACGGAGGGGAUUGUGUCCUGUGAGAUUUCCUACAGUAUGAGUCUCAAUUUUUUUUUAAAAUUCUUAUGCUAAAUCAUAGGAGAAAAAUCUAGAUAGCCUUUCUUUAACUGUCUAUUUCUACCUGCAAAAUGAAGAAAACCUUUCAUCUCUUGAAAUUUCGGUCGAUAACCCAGCUGAAGAUCUUAUGCACAGGACACACUUGGCAUAUGCUUUAAGCAGUUGCUCCGGACAGCUUGCUCGCGCCACUGAGCUUUUCCUGAGGUUUGUGUUCUCCUCUUGAGGAGAGCUUUCAUCCUCAGUGGUACGGAUGACUUGAUGGGCUCCACACACAGCCUGGCCUGCAUCCCCUACCACACAGCUCACUCACCCACCAGCUCUCGACUGCAGACGCACAAGGCCUCUGUUCAGAAGCCAGAACAUAGCACCUGUGACUCUGUUACUUGAAUUUUGUGCUUUUUGAUUGGAGUCCUUUGUUGAGUACUUUGUUACUUGAACACUGCCUUUCUCUGGAGAAGGCCCCAGUGCUUUCUAGCUCCCUCUCACUCCUGCCCUUUCUAGCUCUCUCUCACCCAGCGGGUCAGGGAUAGCACCUCUUGUCUCCACUAUGCAGAUGGGAACUCUGAGCCACACAGAGGUGAACUAGCACUUCAGUUACUCAAGGUCAGUACUCCCGGUAUUCCAAGUGACUUAGCCACAUUUCCUUCAGUGCAAUAGGCAGGUUUAAUGCUCUUUGUACACAGAGGCAUUGGCUACAUAGCUUGUAAAAACCAAGACUGGGAAGCCAUUCACUAAAAUCCCUCCUGACUCAAAGGACCUGUCUCCAGAUGGUACAGAGUCCCUUGAUGGCGUUUUACAAAACCAGCUCUGACUUCCUUAUCCUGAACAGGGAGUUUAUUUUAAGAAUGCUUCAUGCACCUGUUAUUUGGCUGAGCAACAGGCUCACUCCUCAAUCCCUUCUGCCCGCCGUCAUUAGAGGAAUAGACUCAGCCUUCAUGUCUGUCUCUGGAAGACUACUGGCAAUACUUUCAGGAAUAUUGUUGAUGCAGCCAAUAUUGAUUUGAGCAAAUGGAUUGUUAAUUCUGAAACGAAAACUGUAAUUGUAGAGCAGGCUUUUACUAUGAGAGGUACUAAUUUUUAUAAUAGAGAAUGUGGUUGUGUGGGCUUUUUUUUGAACAGAAAACACACAAUGACCUAUACCGUGAGAAAAGCUAUUUUAUCCUCUUCGUGGUAUUUUUACCCCCAAAGGAACUGAAGAUGGAAAAUAUGACUAAUAAGUUAUUACAGUUUUGGUCUUGAAUUCUGUGCCAUCUGAAGUUAGCAUCCAGCUUCUUAAAAAGCAGCCACGCCCACAGCCUGUUUUUUGGGAAGGGUGUAGGUGGAGAGAUGGGCUUAUUUUGCAUACCACCCUCAGGGCCCAGAGACCCACUGCAUUUUCCAAAGUUAAGCAAAUGACACCAUUUUCUUCCAUCAGCUAAACUUUACAGAUAAGAAUGAUUCCACCUCAUAUCCGUUUCUUUGCCCCUUCCCAAAUGAGUCAGAAUAGUCAUGUUCCCCUUGAGGGAUGUCUGACUUGAAUGGAGAAUUGUUCUUUCCUCUCUUGAAUCAGCUCACUAGCUCCCUGAUGGUCUGGGUUCAAGGAGUUGGUUAAUGAGGCAGAGGCCACUUAUUCAAGUCCUUGGGAUUGCACCAUUGCUGUCCACAAACAGUAUCAACAACACAUGCUGUGCCCUGUGAACACUCUCCUCUCACCUGUUUCCAGGGUUGGUCUUCCUGAGAAGGGGAUGGAGGAGAUAACACACAGUUUGGGAUAAGUAUCUGUUGAAUGAAUGAAUAACUGAAUGGAUAAUAAUAGUCCUCUGAGACAAAAAUGGCCUUGUCAGAAUUUUGAAAAUCCAGCAGAUUCCUGUUAAAGCACUCUGUGUACCAAUAACAUGCAUGCAUUGUACCAAGUAAUCACAAUGUGAAUUGGUCAAUUAAUGAGCCUUGCCUACUUUAGAAAAUAAAGAAACCUGCAGUAGCCUCUACCACACAGCAUGUACAAAGACCAGUAUGGACUUGCUGUCUUCCCUAUGUAUUGGACACUGUAUGCAAACACCAGAAGUACUUAACAAGUAGUGGUUUCUUGAUUUUUAGAUAUGUCUGUAGCCUCUUAGCACUUUUGCCGGGAAUCAGCUCAUUUUGAUGCCUCUGCACCUCAGUUCCUCUUACAAAAGCCUCCAGAUGAUCUAAAUCUAGUUAGCAAUGUCAGCCUAUGGACUGCAACGGUUUGGGACAUUGUAUUCCUUUGUUUGUCUCUUGUUCUGAAGGAUUGUAUUGAUCACAAAGUUAUAUGCAUAAAGAUUCUCAUUGUUGUAA
This is a messenger RNA of Macaca mulatta (Rhesus monkey), 5433 nucleotides long. It is a transcript of the gene TBC1D30, whose product is annotated as TBC1 domain family member 30. Gene Ontology annotation, cellular component: endoplasmic reticulum. The record is from RefSeq and is a predicted model, not a curated record. Lineage: Eukaryota; Metazoa; Chordata; Mammalia; Primates; Cercopithecidae.